GCUGUUUCUCCAGUCCUAUUAAUUGUGUUACUUUGUGAUGUUUGAAAAAUACAUUAUGACUGUAAACGUGCCUCUAUUCUCUCUUGGCUCUGUAUUAAUGCCCACGUUGUCUUCUCAAUGUUCCAGGCUGGUCCAGUGGAGAUUCUUCCCUUCUUGUACCUUGGCAGUGCCUUCCAUGCCUCCAAAAAGGACAUGCUGGACGGCAUGGGCAUCUCGGCCUUGCUCAAUGUGUCCUCUAACUGUCCCAACCACUUCGAGGGGGUCUACCAGUACAAGUGCAUUCCUGUGGAGGACAACCACAAAGAGGACAUCAGCUCCUGGUUCAUAGAAGCCAUUGAGUUUAUCGACUCGGUAAAAGACUCUAACGGGCGUGUGCUGGUACACUGCCAGGCGGGCAUCUCUCGCUCUGCCACCAUCUGCCUAGCGUACCUGAUGAAGAAGAAGCGUGUUCGCCUGGACGAAGCCUUUGAGUUCGUCAAGCAACGCCGCAGUAUCAUCUCCCCUAAUUUCAGCUUCAUGGGUCAGCUGCUGCAGUUUGAGUCCCAGGUGCUGGCCACGUCAUGUGCGGUGGAGGCCGCCAGCCCCUCGGCAGCCAGCCUGGGCCCCAAGUCUUCCUCCACUCCCACCUCGCCCUUCAUAUUCAGCUUCCCCGUCUCCGUGGUAGCACAUGGCCAGCCCAGCAGCCUGGCCUACCUGCACAGUCCAAUCACAACCUCGCCCAGCUGCUGAUGCCCCGCCCCCACAGACAGAUAUUGACACUGAACUGACCCGGGGGGCUCCUGUCAGCCCCAUUCCUCUCACUAUCCAGGGCAGAGAGAGAGAGAGGUUCUCUUCUCCUAACUGGUAUAAGCUGAAAGGUCCAUUGACAAUUAAAAACUGAGGGUGCCUAUGCUGCUGCCUGACUCAAAAAACUGUAUAGAAUAUGACACACAUACUCAUCACUAUUUAAUGAACAUUAAAUAAGCUUUUUCUGAAAACAGGCUCAAGAAGAUAUGCAGUUCCCCUGGUUUAGUGCGAAGGACGGGGCGGCAGACUUCUAAGUUGCAGUCCAUCUCUUUCAUUUCCUGUGGAGUUUUCCAAAGCCUCUCCAGUCUUGCUGAGAGGGGUGAAUGGCUGUGUGCAGAGAUGCAGAGAAAACGAAAGAGCAAAGAGGGGAGGAGGGGGAAAGAGAGAGAAAGAGCGCUCAGUCAUUUAGUGGCUUCCUGAUGGAGAGCAGGAGGCUCUUCAGUUGUGACAGGUGCUCUACUAGCGUCCUGUCCAGCUUCCUGUCCCUGACAUCCCCAUCCUAUCUCCCAUGCACCCCCUCCUCUCCUCUCUUCUCCUGGAGUAGGACUGCUGAUGAAUGACAGAAUAAAAGCGCCCCCCUUGUGCAGGAGGAGAGGCCGUUGAGAUAAAGAGACUAGCUUUCUGAGACGGUGCCAAUUGAACGUCUGAGCCCUUGCUACACAGCCGGGCAACCCCUGGUGUUCCAUGUAAUAGGCUCGGUCAGAUGGACAGAUAUGCUUUUGAGGGGAAAGUUAGUUUUUUCUGUUUUAUGGUCAGUGCCUUGUUCAGAAAAGGUAUAGGAUGUUUUUUCUGGCGCUUUUGGAUGUGCUCAAGUACCCCAGCGUCUUUUCUUUUCAAACAGACUGAGGCAGAUAAACUGGGAAAUCUCUACACAACAAUAACGUUUCAAGUCAACACUGCAAUACAGACAAUGUAUUCUCCCCCAAGUAGAGCAAUAAUGCGUUUCUCUCUCUUCCAGUUGCCACCAAAGCACUACAUUGUGUUGUGUAUUUCUGAUCAUGUUUUUAUGUGUAUUCGUUUAUCGAUACAGACAGGAUAUUUGAGAAGUGUUUUUUUGCCUUACCAAUAAUAAUUGUUUUAAUUCUCAAGAUAAGAAUGUGUCGUUUUUCAUCCAUGUAUGGAGGCAUAGUGUUGUCUGUUACAUAGGUACUAUUUCUUUCCAGACCAUAUAUCUUGAUUGGCCUAAUGCUUGUUGGAGGAGGGAUACUUAAUUGGGAACUGACCUAUGAACCUGUUGUUGACUUGUUUUUUUGUCUUAUCACUGUUACUCCACCAAUGUCUAGUAGAUCCAGUCUACUUUCUAAUUGGGAUGAUUUCCCAGCUACGCACAAACACCCCUAAGAAACAGACACUGGGAUAUCAGACCACUGGGAAAAGAUAAAGUAGAAAAGUGCUUGUGUGUGCUGCCACUGGACUGACUCCUGUGAAAUGGUUCAUUGUUUUUCUUUUCAUGUUAAAGAGACAGUUCUCCAGGCGACGAUCAGAGCCAGGAGCAAAGGCUUCUGGGGAAACAGGAUUUAAUUCUCCUCCUCUUUUUUGAAGAAUGUUGGCACCUUUUAUAGAGCACUUUUAAGUGAUGCAAUACUGUAUUAUUUAAUUGAUUUGCACAUUAUUGUUACGAUACCAGGUGGUAACUGAUUACUUUUCAUACACCCAUUUUGUUGUUUUGUACUUGAGCAAGGGUAUGUAAAUGAUAUGAAGAUGAGAGGCGUUCUCUGGUCCACAAUCAUUGAACAAUGCAAUACUUUCUACCUGUGUCAAGUGAAAUGCUGUUGUCUCAUUAUGGCAAUAUCAUUCAUCAAGUUGACAUUUUUAAACUUUUUUUGUUCAAUUGUAUAUGCUUUAUUUAUUUCUAAAAUUCCAUUGUUAAAUACAACAAUGUUCUUAAAAAAAGAAAAUCUCUGUGUCUUAUUUGCAUGAAACAUCACACAUGGUAUCUGGGAAGGCUACAUAGUGAUGGUAUUUUUUAUAUUCAUGAACACUUUAUUACACAAAUACCUAGGUCAUAAACAGGCAGAUGACUCAUAUUCAAAUACAACCUUGAAUUUAAACAUUUUUGGUAGUUCUAAUCACCAGAUCAUAAUUGCAAGCACAUGUAAUGUUCCACUUUAAUAAUGGAACACUAGUCACCUUAAUAAUGUUUACAUACUGCUUUACUCAUUUUAUAUGUAUAUUCUGUAUUCUAUUCUACUGUAUUUUAGUCAAUGCCACUCAGACAUUACUCAUCCUAAUAUUAAAAAUAUUUAUUAAUUCGAUUAUUUUACUUUAAGAUUUGUGUGUAUUGUUGUGAAUUGUUAGAUACUACUGCACUGUUGGAGCUAGGAACACAAGCA
Coregonus clupeaformis (lake whitefish) is the source of this 3119-nucleotide messenger RNA. RefSeq names its product dual specificity protein phosphatase 4-like. The transcript has 2 exons. Gene Ontology annotation, biological process: negative regulation of MAPK cascade; endoderm formation; protein dephosphorylation. Gene Ontology annotation, cellular component: cytoplasm; nucleus. Gene Ontology annotation, molecular function: MAP kinase tyrosine/serine/threonine phosphatase activity; protein tyrosine/threonine phosphatase activity. The record is from RefSeq and is a predicted model, not a curated record. Bases 118 to 729 code for a protein of 203 amino acids. NCBI's taxonomy places the organism in Eukaryota, Metazoa, Chordata, Actinopteri, Salmoniformes, Salmonidae.